UGCCGCGUUGGAGAGUGAACGCAAUGAGGGAGGAGAGGGAAGAGGGAGAUUAAGAAUUAGAGUUGGGGAUAGAUGGAGAAUUAGAGGUGGGGCUAGAUGAAGAGAUUGAGGUCCGUGUAAAAGGAUAAGAUAGAGCUGAGGAUCCUCGACAUUUCUCCUCUUCUCUCUCAACAACGUUCUCUACCUGAAAUAACAGAAGCAUGCGUAUGAGAACGAAUCCCCGGAGCGCGUCUCUCCAGGAGCAGAUAUUGAGCCAAAUUAAUGACAGGAAGGAAUAACGGUUUUACACACCAGGACCGACGUGGGUUCGUUAGCAACAAUGUGGUGCAUCAACUGCGCCUCCGACAAGACUCCUGUUUUUCUAAAUAACAACAAGCUGAUAUACUGUGUGGAAGAGCCUCACCGUGACGACACAGGCAGUUUCUCCGACAGCACCUGUAGACAGGGACCCUACCUAAGCAGCUCUGAUCAUCGCUACAACAGUGGCCCCGGCCCACUGGGCCACCACCCCCAGGGCCCCCCGGUGGCCCCUCCUAGCCCUGCCUCCCUGGCCUGGGCCCAGAGGACCUGGCACCAGCCUGCCAGCCUGGCGCUCCGGAAGCAGGAGGAGGAGGACAACAGGCGCUGCAAAGCCCUGUCCGACAGCUAUGAGCUCUCCACAGACCUACAGGACAAGAAGGUGGAGAUGCUGGAGAGGAAGUAUGGAGGUUACUUGCUCAGUCGGCAGGCGGCACGCACCAUCCAGACGGCGUUCCGUCAGUACCGCAUGAACAAGAACUUUGAGCGGCUACGAAGCUCUGCCUCCGAGAGCCGGAUGACUCAACGUAUCAUCCUGUCUGACAUGAGACUGCAGUACUCGUUUGACGAGCCCCAGGGCCAAGGGGUUCAGCAGGGACAGAGGUAUCCUCACCCUGGAGGCCACCCUGGGGAUGAAGAGAUGCAGGCUGGGUCUCCUCCACGCUGCGAGGGGGACAGAGAGGAGUACACAUACCUGGACGAGACCUUCUCCAAACAGGUGAAGUCCCUGGCUGACUCCAUCGAUGACACCCUGACCUGUCAGUCUGGUGUGGAAGACGGUCAGCAGGAGGAGGAGGAGGAAGAGGAGGAGGAAGGUGACGGAGACGAGACAGGGGUGGAGGUGGAUGACUUUGGAGAGUGUGUUUGGAGGCCCAGGGAGGGAGACAGACAGAGGGAUGGAGGAAGAGGAGGAGUGGGAGGAAGAAUAGGAGGAGGAGGAGGAGAGAGACAGAGCAUGCACGAAGACAGCACAGCCACCUCCUACAACGACGUGACCCUCUACAUGGAUGACAGGCUCUCCUCCUCUCCCCUGUCCUUGGACCGGGCCCCCAGCAGCCCAGACACAGAGUACUGGAGCCCUGGAGUGUGUGGCGGCAGGGUGGGGGGAGGGGACAACAGCCGGGACACAGAGGGAGGGGGCAGCAGUAACAGCCGACACAGCACCCCCUGUACAGAGUGUAGAGACUACAGCCUUAGAGAAGCUCACCUACCCCUGUUGACCCUCGAACUCCCGAGCGACAGCUCUGUUGAUAUGAGUGACCGCUCGGGCUCUAUAGGCCAACGGGUCUACGAGACAGAACCAGGGGGAGGAGUUGGUGGAGGGGGGUCGCCUCAGGGCACUAUUAAACAUAACCCCCACCCAAAGCCUCACCCCAACCCCAACGGGCGUGCUGUCCCCAUACCUCCCCAGGCCCAAGGCCAGACUCGUACUGUGCUUCCUCACCACCCCCACCCCUCGGCCAUCCCCUCCCACCUGCCCUACCACACCAUCCUACACCACCACCAUCAGCUCCCAUAUUACCCUCUACACCCAAACCACCCGCACCCCAAUACCCCCUCCUCCUCCUCUCAGUCCCCCCAGGGACCACCCCUCACCCCCCUAGUUUCCUCCUCAUCAGCCACACUGCCCCCUGGUGGCCAGGAGCAGGUCUGCUGUUCUGACGGAGACAACGACUCUCUCAGCUCCACCACCAACUCUAACGACACCAUCAACUGCUCCUCCGGGUCCUCAUCGCGCGACAGCCUCCGGGAGCCCCUCCCACCGCUCGGGAAACAGACCUAUCAGAGAGAAAGCAGACACAGCUGGGAUAACCCCGCCUCUAACAACGACGUGGUGCAGAGACGACAGUACCGCAUCGGACUCAACCUGUUCAACAAGAAGCCAGAGAAGGGUAUACAGUACCUGAUAGAGAGAGGCUUCGUAUCGGACACACCGGUAGGCAUCGCCCGCUUCAUCCUGGAGAGGAAAGGACUGAGCAGACAGAUGAUAGGAGAGUUCCUGGGCUGCAGACAGAAACAGUUCAGCAAGGACGUACUGGAUUGUGUGGUAGAUGAGUUGGACUUCUCAGGGAUGGAUCUCGACGAUGCCCUCAGGAAGUUCCAGGCCCAGAUUAAAGUCCAGGGGGAGGCCCAGAAGGUGGAGAGACUGAUCGAGGCAUUCAGUCAGCGGUACUGUGUGAGUAACCCGGUGCUGAUCCGACAGUUCCGGAACCCCGACACCAUCUUCAUCCUGGCCUUCGCCAUCAUCCUCCUCAACACUGACAUGUACUCUCCCAAUGUCAAACCAGAGAGGAAGAUGAAGUUGGAGGACUUCAUCAAAAACCUCAGAGGAGUGGACAAUGGUCAGGACAUUCCCAGAGACCUGCUAACGGGAAUCUACCAUCGGAUAGAGAAGUGGGAGCUGCGCACCAACGAUGACCACGUGUCUCAAGUACAGGCUGUGGAGAGGGUUUUGGUUGGCAAGAAGCCUGUGCUCUCGCUGCCACACCGCAGAUUGGUGUGUUGCUGUCAGCUGUACGAGGUGCCUGACCCUGACAGAAGCCAGAGGACUGGAGUCCACCAGAGAGAAGUCUUCCUCUUCAACGACCUGCUCGUGGUAACCAAGAUCUUCCAGAAGAGGAAGACUUCUGUGACAUACAGCUUCAGACAGUCCUUCCCCCUGGUCGAGAUGCACGUUCACAUUUUCCAGAAACAAUACUAUCCCCACGGUAUCCGUCUGGCAUCAGCCAACCCUGGCGGGGACAGAAAGGUUCUGAUCGUGUUUAACGCUCCGAGUCAGCAGGACAGAACGCGUUUCACCUCCGACCUGAGAGAGAGCAUCGCUGAGGUGCAGGAGAUGGAGAAAUACAGGGUGGAGUCGGAGUUGGAGAAGCAGAGAGGAGUGAUGAGGCCUGUUGUGGCCGGGUCUGACGGUGGUGGUCCCAGCGGCGGCGUGAAGGAGGUGAACGGCAUUCUGGGUAGGCCCAGUCUGGACGACAGCUAUGCCUCUGCAGAUGGACUCAAACGUACCGCGCUCAGCUCAUCACUGAGAGACCUAGCAGACACAGGAAAGCGGGGCCGCCGGAACAGUGCUGGCUCCCUGGACAGCACUAUGGAAGGCUCCAUCAUUAACAGUCCCAGGCCUCAUCAGCGCCCCCACAUGGCUGGGGGUGUAAUGCCACCCGGUUGCUAUGACAUCCAAGACUACCGGCCUCACCACCCCAUCCUGAGCCCCGGGACGGGAGUGGGGGGUGGGCCGGGGCUAAAUCACAAUACCGCUACUGGGACGACGGCACUGGGUCCCAGCAGCGGAGACCGAGGGGUGACAGGAUCCCAGGGGAGCGGGUCUGGAGGGGGAGGGGGAGGGGGCAGUGGAGGCUCCUUCCUGGGUUCCCUGUUUGGGAGCAAGCGCUCCAACACCAAGCCCCCUGGUCCUCUCCCCUCUCUCCCCCCUCUCCUCCCACCUGGGCUGCCACACUACCCUGCACCUGUCCCCCCGCCCAUCACCGGCGGCCCGCCCCCACACUCCCCCUCCGCCCUCAGCAACUCCGACCCAGGAGGGCCCUCCAAGAUCCAGGCUCUGCACGCCCAGUACUGCCACAACAGUACCGCAGGGCAGCAGCCUCCUCCAUCCUACUACCAUCACCACCACCGCUACCACGCCCAGACAGGGCCCGCUCCCAGCCAGCCCUCCUCCACCGCCCAGGGGGCCCCUGGGCCUCAUACCAUCCACAGGGGCCCCCUGGUUGGGGUUCCCAAGCGGCCGGGCCCCGGUCCUGCUCCCUCUCAGCUGCAGCAGCAUGGUGUACAGGGUCAGGGGGGGUUCUAUACCAACAUGGGGGUUUCUAUGGGGGUAGGCUGCCCCCCUCCGCCCCUUUCUCCACAUUCUCCUCACUCCCCGGGGCCCCCGAUCCUCUACCACACACACUCCACUCACGGUCAAGGAGGAGGAGUAGGCGCCAAGCUCCCUCUUACUCUCUCACGCUCGCAGCCCCACCCUCACGCCCACACCCAUGUCCCUCAUCUUACCGCUCAUUCCCACAGCCACAGCCCCCAUCCCGGCCUUUCCUACAGCCCCCAUCUCGCCCAACACCCUCAGCACCAGACUCACUUCAUCUUUGCCGCCCCGCCCCCACAGACCCCUUCCGCCCGGUACGUUCCACAGGCCGACGCCCACAGCCACGCCCAGUACCUCCCGCUCUCCUCCAUACCCCCUCCCCCUCCUCACUCCCCUUUACCCCCCCCUUCCUCCCCUCACACCCCGCUUACCCCUCUCUCCCCCUACACCCUCCAGCUCCAGGCGCCCAGCCAUCCGCCCAGCCACCCACCCCAGCUCCAGGGAGUGCAGCAGGGGUCUGGCGGGGGCAGCACCACCAGCUCCAAGUCAAAGCCUAUCAACCGCAUCAGCACGGUGGUGUGAGUGUCAGGAGACGCAACAACCCUCCCAGACACCAGGGGGCACCGCUCGUCAGACUGAGGUCGUCAGACCAGGACAACUACAGGUUUAAGAGGGGCAACAUCCAGGUCAUCCAAUAUGGCCGCCGGCGCUCUGGGAGAGGCAGGUGGAGGUGGGACUUGCUCAGGCUGUGUUACUUCCACCUCCGGUUUCCUCACAGAUUCACAUUCAGGUAGAGAGGAAGAGGAAGAUACUAACUCACUGAAGAGGAAGAUACUAACUCACUGAAGAGGAAGAUACUAACUCACUGAAGAGGAAGAUACUAACUCACUGAAGAGGAAGAUACUAACUCACUGGAGAGGAAGAGAGGAAGAGGAAGAUACUAACUCACUGAAGAGGAAGAUACUAACUCACUGAAGAGGAAGAUACUAACUCACUGAAGAGGAAGAUACUAACUCACUGAAGAGGAAGAUACUAACUCACUGGAGAGGAAGAGAGGAAGAGGAAGAUACUAACUCACUGAAGAGGAAGAUACUAACUCACUGAAGAGGAAGAUACUAACUCACUGAAGAGGAAGAUACUAACUCACUGAAGAGGAAGAUACUAACUCACUGGAGAGGAAGAGAGGAAGAGGAAGAUACUAACUCACUGAAGAGGAAGAUACUAACUCACUGAAAGUCUGACUCGCUCUCCAGACUCAGAGACUAGAGGAAGAAGAAAACACACACAAAAAAAUUAUAUUCAAUGACUCAUGGACAGUAUAGAGGUUGAUAGUUAUAAAGACAUUCAAUGACUCAUGGACAGUAUAGAGGUUGAUAGUUAUAAAGACAUUCAAUGACUCAUGGACAGUAUAGAGGUUGAUAGUUAGAAAGACAUUCAGUGACUCAUGGACAGUAUAGAGGUUGAUAGUUAUAAAGACAUUCAAUGACUCAUGGACAGUAUAGAGGUUGAUAGUUAGAAAGACAUUCAGUGACUCAUGGACAGUAUAGAGGUUGAUAGUUAUAAAGACAUUCAAUGACUCAUGGACAGUAUAGAGGUUGAUAGUUAUAAAGACAUUCAAUGACUCAUGGACAGUAUAGAGGUUGAUAGUUAGAAAGACAUUCAAUGACUCAUGGACAGUAUAGAGGUUGAUAGUUAUAAAGACAUUCAAUGACUCAUGGACAGUAUAGAGGUUGAUAGUUAUAAAGACAUUCACUGACUCAUGGACAGUAUAGAGGUUGAUAGUUAUAAAGACAUUCAAUGACUCAUGGACAGUAUAGAGGUUGAUAGUUAGAAAGACAUUCAAUGACUCAUGGACAGUAUAGAGGUUGAUAGUUAUAAAGACAUUCAAUGACUCAUGGACAGUAUAGAGGUUGAUAGUUAUAAAGACAUUCACUGACUCAUGGACAGUAUAGAGGUUGAUAGUUAUAAAGACAUUCAAUGACUCAUGGACAGUAUAGAGGUUGAUAGUUGACAUGAGAAGAAGGAACGAGAGAUAGUGAGUUGAGUGUGCUGCUGAAGAGGAAGUGCUUUUCUGUGUCUUUGUGUGGCAUGUACGUACGUGUGACCUCAUGUUACAGUGAGCUCCCAAAAAGUAUUGGGACAGUGACACAUGUGUAGUUUUUUUUGGGGGGGGGGGCUCUUUUGUACUCCAGCAGGUUUUGAAAUGAUACAUGUGACUGUGAGGUUAAUAUGCAGACUGUCGGCUUUAAUUGGAGUGUAUUCUCAAUCAUAUCGGGUGAACCGUUUAAAAAUGACAGCAAUUUGUGUAUGUAGUCUCCACAUUUUAAGAGUAUUGGGACAAAUUCUCUCUUAUGUGUACUGAAGUUUACUAUUUGGUCCUAUAUUUCUAGCACGCAUUGAUUACAUCAAGCAUGUGACUUUACAAACUUAUUGGAUGCAUCUGCUGUUUGUUUUGGUUGUGUUUCAGAUUAUUUUGUGACCAAUAGAAAUGAAUUGUAAAUAAUGUAUUGUGUCAUUAUGGAGUCACUUUUAUUGUAAAUAAGAAUAGAAUAUGUUUCUAAACACUUCUACAUUCAUGUGGAUGAUUUCCAUGGUUACGGCUGGUCCUGAAUGAAUCGGGAAUAACGAUGAGUGUGAAAGUUACAAACGCACGAUUAUCAUACCCCCAAGACAUGCUAACCUCUCACCAUUACAAUAACAGGGGAGGUUAGCAUUUUAUAUCAUACCCCCAAGACAUGCUAACCUCUCACCAUUACAAUAACAGGAGAGGUUAGCAUUUUAUAUCAUAACUCCAAGACAUGCUAACCUCUCACCAUUACAAUAACAUGGGAGGUUAGCAUUUUAUAUCAUAACUCCAAGACAUGCUAACCUCUCACCAUUACAAUAACAGGGGAGGUUAGCAUUUUAUAUCAUACCCCCAAGACAUGCUAACCUCUCCCCAUUACAAUAACAGGGGAGGUUAGCAUUUUAUAUCAUACCCUCAAGACAUGCUAACCACUCACCAUUACAAUAACAGGGGAGGUUAGCAUUUUAUAUCAUAACUCCAAGACAUGCUAACCUCUCACCAUUACAAUAACAGGGGAGGUUAGCAUUUUAUAUCAUACCCCCAAGACAUGCUAACCUCUCACCAUUACAAUAACAGGGGAGGUUAGCAUUUUAUAUCAUAACUCCAAGACAUGCUAACCUCUCACCAUUACAAUAACAGGGGAGGUUAGCAUUUUAUAUCAUAUCUCCAAGACAUGCUAACCUCUCACCAUUACUAUAACAGGGGAGGUUAGCAUUUUAUAUCAUACCUCCAAGACAUGCUAACCUCUCCCCAUUACAAUAACAGGGAAGGUUAACAUUUUAUAUCAUACUCCCAAGACAUGCUAACCUCUCACCAUUACAAUAACAGGGGAGGUUAGCAUGUUUUAGGGGUAUGAUCUUUGUGGGUCUGUAACUUUCUUACUCAUCAUUAUUCAUGAUUAAUUCAGGCUUAUCCGUAAUCAUGGUAGCAUCCACAUGAAUGAAAUAGUGUUUGGAAACAUUGCACUUUGACCUCAUAGUGACUGUAUGAUUUCAAAUCCAAAGUGCUGGGGGACUAUAAGUGUUACAUCAUAAACACUCCCCAAUCACUUGGGACAACAACAGGUGAAAUGUCUUGUAGUCCUAUCAAAUAUUUGUCAAUGAUUUUCUUUGAAUAUACUGUAUAUUUGGUACAGUGGAAUGAGCCAACCAUACCAGUACAGAAUAUGAAAAUAUAUUGGGGCUUCUGUCCCAACCAUUCCAGUAUAGAAUAUGAAAAUAUCUUGGGGCUUCUGUCCCAACCAUUCCAGUAUAGAAUAUGAAAAUAUAUUGGGGCUUCUGUCCCAACCAUUCCAGUAUAGAAUAUGAAAAUAUCUUGGGGCUUCUGUCCCAACCAUUCCAGUAUAGAAUAUGAAAAUAUCUUGGGGCUUCUGUCCCAACCAUUCCAGUAUAGAAUAUGAAAAUAUAUUGGGGCUUCUGUCCCAACCAUUCCAGUAUAGAAUAUGAAAAUAUCUUGGGGCUUCUGUCCCAACCAUUCCAGUAUAGAAUAUGAAAAUAUCUUGGGGCUUUAAACACCCAUGAUUAGCAUUAGGUUUACACUCCCACGAUUAGCAUUAGGUUUACACUCCCACGAUUAGCAUUAGGUUUACACUCCCACGAUUAGCAUUAGGUUUACACUCCCACGAUUAGCAUUAGGUUUACACACCCACGAUUAGCAUUAGGUUUACACUCCCUCGAUUAGCAUUAGGUUUACACUCCCUCGAUUAGCAUUAGGUUUACACACCCACGGUUAGCAUUAGGUUUACACACCCACGAUUAGCAUUAGGUUUGCACACCCACGAUUAGCAUUAGGUUUACACACCCACUAUUAGCAUUAGGUUUACACUCCCACGAUUAGCAUUAGGUUUACACUCCCAUGAUUAGCAUUAGGUUUACAUUCCCUCGAUUAGCAUUAGGUUUACACUCCCUCGAUUAGCAUUAGGUUUACACACCCACGAUUAGCAUUAUGUUUACACUCCCACGAUUAGCAUUAGGUUUACACACCCACUAUUAGCAUUAGGUUUACACUCCCAUGAUUAGCAUUAGGUUUACACACCCACAAUUAGCAUUAGGUUUACACUCCCUCGAUUAGCAUUAGGUUUACACUCCCUCGAUUAGCAUUGGGUUUACACACCCACGAUUAGCAUUAUGU
Messenger RNA from Oncorhynchus masou masou (cherry salmon), 8810 nucleotides. Its product is annotated as IQ motif and SEC7 domain-containing protein 1-like. Gene Ontology annotation, biological process: regulation of ARF protein signal transduction; actin cytoskeleton organization. Lineage: Eukaryota; Metazoa; Chordata; Actinopteri; Salmoniformes; Salmonidae. Bases 320 to 4696 code for a protein of 1458 amino acids. The transcript is spliced from 14 exons. Gene Ontology annotation, molecular function: guanyl-nucleotide exchange factor activity; protein binding. The record is from RefSeq and is a predicted model, not a curated record.